Messenger RNA from Penicillium maclennaniae, 933 nucleotides. It is a transcript of the gene aspf4, whose product is annotated as allergen Asp F4. Gene Ontology annotation, cellular component: extracellular region. The record is from RefSeq and is a predicted model, not a curated record. The coding region runs from base 1 to 933 and encodes 310 amino acids. The transcript has a single exon. NCBI's taxonomy places the organism in Eukaryota, Fungi, Ascomycota, Eurotiomycetes, Eurotiales, Aspergillaceae. Gene Ontology annotation, molecular function: IgE binding.
AUGGAGGAGCCUCAGCUUCCUACUGUGACCGAUGCCCCCACGCUGGAGGAUCGUGCCGUCGGCGAUGUUGUGGUUGCCACUAUUAAUGGCGUCUUGGAGAGCUGGGUCAAUGAGUGGUCUGGUGAGGUUGCUUCUGAGUCCUCCUCGUCUUCGACCACUUUUGUUGUCAUCCCGACCACCACUGCGGCUCCCACCGUCGAGGCCACCGCCACCCCGGCCAACGUCGAGUCGUCCGUCAGCGCGACUCCCGUUGCCUCCAGCUCCAGCUCGGGCAGCUCCUCCUGGACCACCUACCCCCAGGAUCUCUCGUUCUCUCGUGACGGUUUCGGUGGCACCAACUACAAGGUCGAGGUCCUCGGUAUCGAGUGGACUGGUAACACCGGUAUCCCUUGGGGCAGCAACAUCAUCGAGGUUGACGAGGCCGAUGCUCACAAGUACCAGUUCGUCGCCCGUUUCGAGGGUAGCGAGCACAACGACUGGACCGUCAUCUUCUGGAACAAGAAGGGCCCCAACGGAUUGAUGGACGGCUUCUUCAACCCCAACAAGGCUCUUUCCAUGACUCUGUCUCCCGGCGAGAUCAAGUACGUUGCUUUCGAUGAGGAGUCCACCGGUGGCUGGGCCGCUUAUGAGGGUGAGGACACUCCGCUCAGCGAGUACGGCAGCUACGCCGCCACCUGGGGUGAGUUCACCAUGCGUGCCGCUCCCAACUUCGCUUCUUGGGACGUCUCCUGCAUCCAGGCCCAGAACGCCGGCAAGACCAUCCAGGGAAUGAAGAUCUGCACCCACGACGGUCAGGGCUGCUCGUCCAUGGGCAACGGCGCCAGCAGCGUCAACAACGCCUACACCUCCGCCGAGACCGAUAUCAACGGCAUUGGUGGUAACGUCCAGGUCGAUGCCCUCCGUCUCGUCGUCAACCUUGACUACGCCGAGUAA